Molecule: messenger RNA, 420 nt
Organism: Fraxinus pennsylvanica
Lineage: Eukaryota; Viridiplantae; Streptophyta; Magnoliopsida; Lamiales; Oleaceae
Source: the annotation of a GenBank genome assembly
AUGGCAAUCCUCAUAGGCUUCUCCCUAACAGUGCCUGCUGCUGCGCAAAGUCUCAAACUGGCAAUCAACUUGUUGAACAAUUUAGAUGCAACUGACCCUCAUAAAGCUGAUAUUGACUCUUCUUUCCACAAAUACGCCUUGUUUAGCUCCGCCAUUGGAUCAGUAAAAGCUGAUAUUGACUCUUCCUUCCACAAAUACGCCUUGUUUAGCUCCGCCAUUGGAUCAGUAAUGGGAUGUGUGUUCUUGAUGCUUUCGAUUGUGGAUUUCGUUCAGGUGAACCUGGGCAUACUUUCUUGUGGAGAUGAACCUGUCUAUGCCAUCGUAACACUGGUUGUUUUAGUAGGUUCUGCCUUAUUGGUUUGUAUUAAUGCUUGCACAGGGCUGUGCCAGAAAAUGAUGUUAGGAUGGGUUGAAACUUAA